Molecule: messenger RNA, 1347 nt
Organism: Trichoderma citrinoviride
Lineage: Eukaryota; Fungi; Ascomycota; Sordariomycetes; Hypocreales; Hypocreaceae
Exons: 1
Coding region: 1-1347 (448 amino acids)
Source: RefSeq, a predicted model, not a curated record
AUGGCAGCCAUCGGAGAGACUCUUGAGUUGAGUCAACUCUCUCCACUUGAGUGGAUAAUGCCACGAUCAUACGUCAGCCAAAUCCUUUGCUUCCCAUCGUCAAACCCUCAAAUAUCCGAUAUCCUUCAAAUUGGCCUUGCAGGAACGUUAAAAGACGUGCCAUAUCUCGCCUCAAGGAUAGUGGCCAGGGACCAUCCCAAAGGUUCCGUUGCCUUGAGUCCGCCAUGCGACUCGUUGAGCGAUUUGUUUCGCGUCACCAACCUCCUCACGGCGGUUGAUUACAACACUUUAAAGUCCGGCGGGUUCAAACCCGCGCUUUUCGACGGACUCGAUCUGUUUUCGCCUGAUCUCAGUCCCUCAAACAAGUCGCCCAGCCCGGUCUUUCGCGCAGUUUUGUCGCUGGUCAAAGGAGGCUGUCUGCUCUGCGUCAGUCUCCACCACUCAACGGCCGACAUCACUGCGUUCGGCUCCCUGCUCAAGACCUGGGCGUCACAUUGCAGAACGGGCUCUUCCGAAGUUAUCGGGUUUGAUCAAAGCUGGCUCGAUCGCUCGGCAAUCGUCAGACAAUCUCACAAUGUUCCCGCUGAUACGCCAGUUCUGCUCCACAAAGAAGAGAGCAGCAACACGGCGAGCCAGACAUCAAAGCCUCCGGAGAUGGAAACUCAAUUCUCCAGGUACUCUGCAGAAUAUCUGAAAGGCCUCAAAGUCGAAGUUAACAAGCAUCUGCCCGAGGGGACCUCUUGGGUAUCGACGAGCGACAUAUUGACUGCAAUUCUCUGGGGAACAAUCGUCUCUUCUGAGGAUGCAGCUGAUGGCCAUGAUAUGGACGAGACAUGCUCUAUGCGGAUUGCCGUCAAUUACCGCAGUCGGUUCAAUCCGCCAUUGCCUAAGAAUUACCUCGGUGCAGCCUUUGGGGUGUCGCUAGUGAAUGCAAAGAAAGCCGACCUCAUUGCCAUAGGAACCUCCACCGAUCAGACCCUUUCCGUCCCAGCCAUCGCAAACGUCGCGGCAGCUGUACGCCAAAGCGUUAAUAUCAUAGAUGGAGACAAAAUGAGCGCCAUCGUCAAGCAUCUGGCAAAGCAGGAAGAUGUCACAAGUCUCAAGCUCUGCCAGCAGCCGGCAAGCGUUUCCGUAGUCUCGUGGGCCGACGAGGGAGUCUAUGAGCUCGAUUGGGGCGCUGAACUCGGACACUGCGAGAUUGUUAGACUGCCGACGUGGAAGACGAAGCGGUAUCCCGUGGUGUUUCCUCGACUUGCAAAUGGCGAUCUGGAGGUUCUUGUUAGUUUUGAUACAGAGACAAUGAAGAAAUGGAAGGUAGCUCAUGAUAUGAGUCCGUGGAAGGCAUAG